This is a messenger RNA of Cydia pomonella (codling moth), 1999 nucleotides long. RefSeq lists its product as uncharacterized. The record is from RefSeq and is a predicted model, not a curated record. The coding region runs from base 185 to 1933 and encodes 582 amino acids. The transcript has 3 exons. Gene Ontology annotation, molecular function: protein binding. Lineage: Eukaryota; Metazoa; Arthropoda; Insecta; Lepidoptera; Tortricidae.
AGGCAGUAAUGGCACUUGGCAGUAUAGCUUAGAGCUUUAGCCUGACCAGAUGGACGAAAAAAAACAUUUCACUCCUUGCUCCACUCCAGCUGUCACUGUCACUGCAAGCCGCUCGAUUCAAUUCAAGGUUCGCGGGUAUAAUUAACCUGUAAUUAACAGCCCGCGCAUAGCGCUACAAAACGCAAUGUGGCAAAGUCCCGGUUUUAACGAAGAAUUACUUAAAAGAUAUGGGUGCCUCAAAGAUAUAUACAAUGCUAUGCGAAGCAAUGACUUAGCCGAUGUUGUUUAUACAGCCUUAGACGUAAUAAAGAAGAUAGGUAGCGUGCCACUAUUGAUAAGUGAAAAAAAGUCUGAUGCUAAGUCAACAGAGUUUCGAAAGCUGGGUAACCAGGCUUAUAAGAAAAAGAAAUACCACGAGGCGCUCGUAUUGUAUAAUAAGGCUCUAAAAUAUGCCCCAAACAAGUCCAAUGCAAUGAAAUUAGCAUUUAGUAACAGAUCUGCUCUUUUUAUAACAGUGAAGGCUUACUCAGCGUGUAUAGAAGAUCUUGAUACUUGUUUCAAGAUGGGCUGUCCCCCGGAGAUCGAGUCUAAGCUGAACAAUAGAUUUAGAGAAGCUUUUGAAUACAUAGGGACGGAGGAUCGGCUCCCUGUUCAAAAAUUUGCUAAUGGGUAUUUUGAAAUGUUGUAUGAGCCACAUAAUCCACAGAUAUCUUGUGCUACAAUGGAUGUUGGGGUUAUAAUGGAGGACAACUGCCCUAAAAUAGUUGCCGCAAGAGAUGUCAAAGUGGGGACAGUACUAGCAGUUGAACCAGCCUUUGUAGUCAAUAUGAACUCGGAAAACAUACACAUAGCUUGUUACAAUUGCCAAAAACUUGAAUAUAACUUGAUUCCAUGCGAAGGAUGCUGCCACGUCAUGUUUUGUGACACAGACUGUAUGAAACAAUGUAUGAACCAGUAUCACUCAGUAGAAUGUAAGAUUAUAGACCUUUUUGAGUCAACAGGAUGUACUGUGGAAUGUACAGAGAAAAUCAGAUUGGCUAUUAAAGCUGCAAUCAAAAUGAAAUUUCAAAGCUCAUGGAACAAGUUAAUCGAUGAUUCAAAAGUCUAUGGCAUGGAGCGAAUAAAGAAUAGUUCUAUAAAUGAAAUUUACGACUUCCGGGAGCACUUAUCACUGCUAUCUUUUAAAGAGAACAGGGGCUUUAUUUAUGGAGCGAUGUAUAAUGCUAGUUUUGUUCUAGCAGCGGUACUCUACUACAUGGCUAAGACAAAUUUCUUGCCGUAUGAUUAUAAUGAAAGACAGGAAGCUAUCAAGUGUUUGGGUAGGAUUAUGAUGUAUCUCACAUUAUUUGGGAGUCCUACUAUAAUACGUGACGCUGCUUCAAUUAACAACUCUUCAAAGAUUGAGUUGCAUGAUUGGGAGAACUUUGGAUUGUUCCCGCUGGUGGGCAAGUUGAGGAACUCCUGCAGGGCGAACACACUGACAGUGGGGUUGAAUGAAAAGGUGGCACUUGUUGCCAUGGAGCCCAUUCCUCGAGGAACAGAGAUUACCAUUACUUACCUAGGUCACUGGCUAGACAAAGAAAGACACUGCAACUUGGUAAGAAACCGAAACAUGUACGUCCUCUACACCUCCGUCUGCAACUGCAUCAUCUGCUCCGGCGACUGGGAAAACCAAUGUGACAUCCUCACGGCCACACAGCUAGCCUGCUAUAAAAAACUUAAAUUCCAAGAGAUUGAUUUCAAUAAGAUAUCAAAACCUUAUAAGAAUCUAUGUAAGACAUUAUCAGAGUUACAUACUGUGCCUUUUUCUGAAGAGUAUACUAAAGUAUAUAAGUCUUUGCGUACGUGUAUUUUAUAUUUGCAGCACGUAAACACAGAUAAUGUGGUGUUAGAGAAAGCGCGGGCGAAAGACACGUCCGCCCAUGUCCCAUGAUGUCAUGUAUAUGAAUGAUUUGUAGUGCUAGACUAAAUGUUGAUUAUUACACAGUACCUAAUUGCA